Molecule: messenger RNA, 1648 nt
Organism: Boeremia exigua
Lineage: Eukaryota; Fungi; Ascomycota; Dothideomycetes; Pleosporales; Didymellaceae
Exons: 5
Coding region: 212-1438 (408 amino acids)
Source: RefSeq, a predicted model, not a curated record
ACGCAACAUGUGUUUUGUUCCGAACCGACGAAUGCCUGUAUAUUUGAUGUGCGAGGUGACACGAAAAGCGGGCCUUUGAGCUCAGCACCAAUGCUUGUAGUCAUGUCUUCCGAUCCGCAGCUUUGGUCGUGCUUCCCUUGCGUCACCAAAGAUGAUCCCCUCCUUGCGCUCCUACGACUUUGUUCGUAGCCUUCAAUGACCUAUUGCUACUAUGGCCGUCAACUAUUUCGCAAACCCACCACCCGGUCUAGACUUGACUGAGUCCCGAACUGCUUCCAACAAUGCCGUUGGGAUUAUUCUCUUCGUUUUGUCGGUUAUCUUUGUCGGGCUACGACUACUGACGAGACUGCGGUUGAAGCGCGAGAAACUUGGUCUGGAUGACUAUUUCAUGUUUCUUGGGUUAGCACUCAAUGCAGGAAAUCUGGCAUGUUGCGUAGCUGGUGGAUUCUACGGCCUAGGGAAGCAUAUAUGGUCCCUUGAUGCCUAUCAAAUGCGACAAAUAACUAUCAUCACAUUCGCCUAUGUUUUCAUCUACGCGUGGAGCGUUUGCAUGAUUAAAUUCUCGAUUCUUGCCCUUUACCAUCGCAUCUUUGGUAUGACUUGGAUGGGCUGGUUCUGUGUUACACUUACCGCAGGUUAUUUAAUCACUAAUCAUAUUGUACUGCCUUUGUACACAAAACCAAUCGAUUACUACUGGAAUCAGUGGAACGAAGGCGCCGAGGGUGUUGUUCAGGUAGAUGAAGCAAAGUUCUAUCUUGGCGUUGGAAUAAUCAACCUGUUUGGUGACAUCUGCAUCUUGACUGUCCCCAUCUCGAGCGUUGUACGACUGCGCCUUGCAAGGACACAGAAGAUCGCGAUAUCGUUGAUCUUCCUGCUUGGAAGCUUUGUGUGCUUUGCCUCCAUGUACCGAAUUAUCACCAUUACCCGACUAGUCAGCUCGCCAGACAUCAGCUGGGCCAAGAGUGAUGUCUUCAUUUGGUCCUCGGUAGAACCCUCAGUCGGCAUCAUAUCAGGCUGUCUACCAACUCUUCGGCCGUUGAUGCUGUACAUCCUGCAGUCGUGGUUCAACUUCGUACCCUCCGACCGAUCUUCUAGCGGCAAAGGAGCGCACUCGAUUACCCUGAAUCCCAUCGAAACCAUUGGAAAAAAACGGACGCGCAAAGUCUCAGAACAUGAUACUCUUGGCGAAUCCCUGUUUACGGAACUCAACGAUGAUGGAGCUGUGGAAGGAGAGAGACAGGGACAGCAUUCAAGAGCUUGGAGGCCAGAUGAGGAUGAGAUGUGUCUUACGACAACUACUGUACAUGGACGCAGUGAUAGCAGAUCUGCGACUGAGCGCACUUCACCGGUGGACAUGGACGGUGGGGGGAUUAAUGUGACGAAGGAGUUUGAGUGGGACGUAGCGACGCGGACUGCUUAUUGUUGGAAUGGUAAGUAGUAUUGGGUUCGAGCAGCUGACGUGUAAAAUAUAAGGAAGGAGGAUGAUUGCAAAGAUUCGAUUCUCAAUCUCAACGCAUCAUCAUUGUCAAGAUGAUCAUAGUGGGGUAAUUUAUAAUGCGUUUCCAAGGUAGCUAUAGCACGCAGACCAGCACGUGUCCCAAGGGACAGUCAAUGGAGCAGUCAAUGGAGCAGUCAAUGGAGCAGUCAA